This is a messenger RNA of Paramecium sonneborni, 636 nucleotides long. Lineage: Eukaryota; Ciliophora; Oligohymenophorea; Peniculida; Parameciidae. The record is from the annotation of a GenBank genome assembly.
AUAUUUAUGGAUUAAUAAUUAGAAUAAGUGAGUGUUGAUAUUCAGAAAAUUGUAUAUAAAAAGGCAAUGUUACAUGCUUGUAAAUAUUCAACUGAAGAUGUGAUUGGUAUGGAUUAAUUAAAUGAUGUAGGAAUUUUGAUUGGGAAAAUUAAUGAUAAAAAUAUUAGUAUUGUUGAUGCAUAUCCUUUAUUCCAUUCAAGAGUUAGUUUAAAUAUUUUAGAAGUAUCAUUGGAUAUAGUAAAUGAAUAUGUAAAUAAUAAAAUUAGAUAUAAAGUGAAUUGCAAAGUGAUAUAAAGAUAAUUGGUAUCUAUGAGGCUAGAGCGAAUUCCAGAGGUAUUAUGAGUGAGAUUGCUUAAGAAAUGUUACAAAAUAUAAAUUAAAAAUAAGCAAUUUUGAUGAGAAUUUCACAAAUAGAGUUGGAUGAUUCUCUUUUAUUGAAUGCUAAAGUAGGAAUUUGUAAAUAUUAAGAUUGUUUCUUUGAAUGAAAAUAUGAAAUAUGUGAUUAAUUCUUCAAGUACUUUAGAAUGGAAGAUUAUUGAAGAUUGUUUAAAAGCAGGUCUUCAUUGGAAAAUUAUAGAUUUUGAUGCCCAUUUUGAGAAUGUAUAAUUAAAUUUCAGAAAUCAGUAUUUAGAAUGA